AUGAAAGUUACUGUUGCUGGAGCAGCUGGUGGUAUUGGACAACCAUUAUCAUUAUUAUUAAAGUUAAAUCCAUACGUUAGUGAACUAUCAUUAUUUGAUAUUGCAAAUGCAAAAGGUGUUGCUGCUGAUUUAUCACACAUUAAUACUCCUGCAAAAGUUGAAGGUUUUACCCCUGAAUCAAAAGACGAUAAACAAGCAAUUAUUAAUGCUUUAAAAGGUUCUGAUUUAGUUAUUAUUCCUGCUGGUGUUCCAAGAAAACCUGGUAUGACUAGAGCUGAUUUAUUCAAUAUUAAUGCUUCAAUUAUUAGAGAUUUGGUUAAAAAUAUUGGAAAUACUUGUCCAAACGCAGCAAUUUUAAUCAUUUCAAAUCCUGUUAAUUCAACUGUUGCAAUUGCUGCACAAGUUUUAAAAAAAUUGGGCGUUUUUAAUCCAAGAAAAUUAUUUGGUGUUACAACAUUAGAUGUUGUUAGAGCUGAAACUUUUUUGGGUGAAUUAACAAAUACAAAUCCGCAAGAAUUAAAAGGAAAAAUUUCAGUUAUUGGUGGUCAUUCUGGAGAUACAAUUGUUCCAUUAAUUAACAAUCAUUCAAUUCAAAUUCCAAACGAUUAUAAAGGUUUUAUUAAUAGAGUUCAAUUUGGUGGUGAUGAAGUUGUAAAGGCCAAAAAUGGUGCAGGCUCCGCCACUUUGUCAAUGGCUUUUGCUGGUUAUAGAUUUGCUGAAUAUGUUAUUGAUUCUUUAAGAGGUGGUCCUCAACCAAAAGGUACUCCUGAUUCUUCAUAUAUUUAUUUACCAGGUUUACCCGGUGGUGAUAAAUUGGCUGAAAAAUUGGGUGUUGAUUUUUUUGCUUUACCUGUCUAUUUACAAAAUGGUGAAAUUAAAUCAUUUAUUGAUUUAGAUAAAUUGAAUUUAUCAAAAGAUGAAGAAGAAUUGGUUAAAAUUUCAUUAAAAGGUCUAAAAGGUUCAAUUCAACAAGGUAUUGAUUUUGUAAAUGCAAGUAAAUUGUAA
This is a messenger RNA of Insectozyma verbasci, 1005 nucleotides long. NCBI's taxonomy places the organism in Eukaryota, Fungi, Ascomycota, Pichiomycetes, Serinales, Debaryomycetaceae. The record is from the annotation of a GenBank genome assembly.